CUUUUCUAUUAAUACCAGGACGCUAAGAUCUCCAAUCAAAGAGGAAAAUUAGAAACAAAAUUUUAGGGCUCUGAAAAAAAGGAAGGAAGAGAGAAAUGGCUUUGCCGAAGGCUAAGGAGACUGUUUCUGCCAAUCCCGUUGUUGUUUUCAGCAAGUCGUACUGUCCUUACUGUGUGAGCGUGAAGAAGUUGCUUCAACAAAUUGGAGCCUCCUUCAAGGCAAUUGAGCUCGACAACGAAAGUGAUGGAGCUGAAAUUCAAGCAGCUCUGGCUGAGUGGACCGGCCAGCGGACUGUGCCCAAUGUUUUCAUUGGCGGGAAUCACAUUGGUGGCUGUGACACCACAAACGCCAUACACAAGGAUGGGAAGUUGAUUCCUCUCCUAACUGAAGCUGGAGCUGUUGCUAAACCUUCUGCUUAGAAUAGAGUUCUGCUGCACGUUGUCUAUAAUAAUACUAGAAAAUAAAUAUGGACUUUGGUUUGGUUCAUGUUUAUUCGCUUUUCAGCUGAAUCCUUAAUGAUAUUGGAUUUGAGUUAUGGUUUCA
Messenger RNA from Durio zibethinus, 543 nucleotides. Its product is annotated as glutaredoxin-like. Gene Ontology annotation, cellular component: cytoplasm. The record is from RefSeq and is a predicted model, not a curated record. Gene Ontology annotation, molecular function: glutathione disulfide oxidoreductase activity. Gene Ontology annotation, biological process: cellular response to oxidative stress. Lineage: Eukaryota; Viridiplantae; Streptophyta; Magnoliopsida; Malvales; Malvaceae.